CGUCCACCGUGCUUCUAGUACUGUGGACGAGCCUUCUAGCGUCGUGCGACUCGCGUCUUUGAACCCCUUUUCUAUAUCUUUUGCCCAUCCCCCUUUACUGCUCUCUGCAGGAUUAUUCUUAGUGUCGGAUUAAGCUCCAUGUGUGAUUGAGAUCCCGCCUAUCUGCAAUUGCAUCAUGGAGCCGACCGUUUUUACCGAAGACGACGAAUCUCGGUACCGCAGUGAGGUUCUCCUCUUGUCCUCCGAGGAAUCGGAGACGGCGCAGGAACAGAAACUUGUAGACGAUGCCCGCCAGCUAGGUCUGAAGGUGCCGGAAGUCGAGGUGGUGGCAUCGCUGGCCGCGUCCAUUGCCUCGGGAAUGGUGGACCUGUCCUCCCCGACCAUAUCCUCCGGCUCCUCUACCGAUCGCAACUCGACGCACGAAGUCACCACCCCGUCCCUCGAGAUCCCGCCGCCCAUCGAUCAGCUCGCCUCAUCUCUCUCUGCAUUUACCGUGGCCUCCGAGCCGGUCCAGGGUGGCAGUACCCGAUCGCUCGCCUCAUUGUCCACUCGGCCGACAUCCUAUAGCUCAUGUGAGGGAAGGUUGGGCCGCGGGAUUGACAGUCUUGCGGUUCGGACACCAGGGAAUCGGGCGUCGAUGUUCAGCGUCGCCUCGGCGGACAAAAGGGAACGACGAAAAUCAGCGCUCAAGUCGGCAAUCGGGAAGAUCCAUUUCAGAAAGAAGCGGUCGCCUUCUUCCGUUUUGCUUCCGCCCGCCGCGCAGAUCACUGUCGCCAAGAACGAGAAGGGCGUUGAACGAGUAUACGUGGAGUCGAGGCCAUUAGAAUCGCAGAACCCCGAUUCCCCGGUAGAGAACCAGGUCUUGCGGCUGGAGAUUCCCGUCUUUGACAAUGAGUCGCUACAGCGAAGCCUGGAUGAUACACAAUUGCGCCAAAUGCGCGAGGCUCAUGUGGCAGAAAGGAACAGGCACAAUGAUUUCCAGGAUGCAUUUAUGGCACAAUUACGGCGGCGCCAGCAAUCCAUCGUCGCCGACCAACUAGCGGAGAACAAACGGCUCGAAGUGAAGAAACGCGAAAAGAAUACUACCGAUGCGGCUCGGAUGGAGGAGCGGCAGCUGACGGUGGAGAUGGAGCAAAUGCGAGAAUUCGAACGGGCCAAGUUAAACUCGCGCACACGCAUCAAAUACAUGGAAGGGUACUUUAACAACACGAGUCCACCGCCAUCCCCUGUCAGCUCGGCUGUGGACACACCCAGUCGCAAGUAUACGGCGCAACACAAGGCUCAGUUGGCGCAGGAAUAUCACGACCACAACUCGAUGGAUCAGCUGCAUCAGGCCAAGAUCAAAGUGCUGCGUGAGCGGCAGGAACUGCGCCUGCAGGAGGCGAUCGCGCGAAUGGAACGGGAGUUAGACGAUCUGAUCGACAAACAUGCGUUGGAAUUCGCCCAGAUGCAAGAAAAGCAUCAGCAAGAAGAAGGAGAAAUCCUCCAAGCCUUUGACGCGAAAAAGUCCAAAUUACGACAUCGGUGGACCCUAGAAGAGGCCAUCCUGCGCAAGAAACUGGAGGGUGAACACGGGCAAACCUAUGGGCCGCUGCCCCCUCUGUCGUUCAGCGACUCGCACUACGACACGCGUGACUCGGCCAUUUGCGUGGCCGACGCUGAAGCUGGCAGCGGGGAUGAGGGACCGGCGCACCCAAAGAGAGGGGGACAGGUGCUUUGAUUACGAUGUGAUGCCUAAGUGAUACCCUUUCUUUUUGGUCAUCAUGCAUAUAUGCAUUUACACUAAUGUCUCAUACUCUAUACUUUGUAAUUAUCUUCACUUACAUCCUUCUGCGAAGCUGUUCAGCGAGCAUC
Messenger RNA from Aspergillus ibericus CBS 121593, 1854 nucleotides. RefSeq lists its product as uncharacterized. NCBI's taxonomy places the organism in Eukaryota, Fungi, Ascomycota, Eurotiomycetes, Eurotiales, Aspergillaceae. The record is from RefSeq and is a predicted model, not a curated record. Bases 176 to 1720 code for a protein of 514 amino acids. The transcript has 2 exons.